Molecule: messenger RNA, 2016 nt
Organism: Chara braunii
Lineage: Eukaryota; Viridiplantae; Streptophyta; Charophyceae; Charales; Characeae
Source: the annotation of a GenBank genome assembly
GAUGGACUUCAUGCAAAGCACUUUAGACCAGAUUCUGGAUGCAUUGACAAAGCCAGGAUUCCGGCCACCAGCACAAUCGUCGUUGCCGUUAACGGCGAUGUCUGACCCCUUUGUCGUACAAGCUGGCACACAGCCGAGUGAUAAGUUUGUCGUAGUUUAUCUAAACGACCUUCUGAUCUUUAGUAAGUCUGCUGAGGAGCACGCACAACAUGUUGAGACGGUUCUCUCACUCCUACGACAACACAAGUGUAAGAUCAACCUAGAGAAGUGUGAAUUCGGUCGCACUAAGAUACUAUACUUGGGUCAUGAAGUAUCCGCGGAAGGGAUUAGGCCGGAAGAUGCGAAGGUGGCUAGUAUUYGAGACUGGCCACGACCUCAGACAGUCACUGAGGUCAGAUCAUUCUUAGGAAUGUGCGGCUACUAUAGGAACUUYGUUAAGAACUAUUUUACKGUCGCCUCUCCUUUGACCGAUCUAACUCGACUUGACACACCGUGGGAYUGGAGUGAUGAGWGCGAGGGUGCUUUCAAGAGAUUGAAGCAUGMACUCAUGAAUCAUGAAGUUCUCAUGGUUCCCGAUCCGGAGAAGCCAUUCAUAGUGACCACUGACGCAAGCCAAUACGGCAUUGGCGCGGUGCUGGCUCAACAGGAUGGGAAAAAGUUGAGACCGAUUGAGUACAUGAGUAAUAAGAUGCCAUCGAAGAAGUUGGUUAAGUCCACCUACGAAAGGGAACUCUAUGCUCUCUAYAAGGCACUUGUCCAUUGGAGACACUUCCUUUUGGGAAGGUUCUUCUAUCUGAGGACUGAUCAUUWGACCCUCAAAUGGAUCAAGACUCAACCGGCUCUUUCUGAUGCACUCAAGCGAUGGAUUGAGGUCAUAGACCAAUAUGACUUCAAGCUUGAGUACCUAAAGGGAGAGUACAAYAAGUUUGCGGACGCGCUAUCCCGUAGAGCAGACUACCUAGGUGCGCUAGUUUCUAACUUUGGCGUAUCUAAUGAAGUAACUCAAUCAUUGGUGGGAGCCUAUCAGGAAGACCCUGUCACGAUGGACAUCAUCCGCAGACUUCAGGCAAAAGACAAGGCCACAGAAAGUGAGUUUGUGAUGGUGGACGGGCUAAUCUAUCUUGAUAAGGCCGGAGUAAAGAGAUUGGUAGUUCCAUCUAGUGAACAGUUGCGUAGUUUAUUUUUUGGCGAAUGUCAUGACGCAACAGGGCACUUUGGCUACGAGAAGACGAGUGCWAACUUAGUACAGCGAUUUUGGUGGCCCAGAAUGCUAGAUGACGCAAAGAAGUAUGUUGAGACUUGUCAGGUCUGUCAGCGGGACAAGCCGCGAACUCAAGCACCGCUUGGGUUAUUGAAGCCUUUACCCAUUCCUGAUGGUCCAGGAUUGAGUGUUUCCAUGGAUUUCAUGGACACCCUAGUGACCACCAAGAGUGGUAAGAGGCACAUUUUCGUCAGCAUUGACAGAUUCACCAAGUACGCUAGACUAAUACCCAUGCGAGAGAUAGCCAAGACAGAUUAUGUCAUCAAGUUGUUCAAGGACAACUGGGUAAGGGACUUUGGUUUACYAAAGACCAUCAUUAGUGAUCGAGACGUCCGCUUGACAAGUGAACUGUGGAAGAAGACUGCAGAACAGAUGGGCAGUCAACUUCAAAUGACUUCAGGGAAUCAUCCCGAAGCCAACGGACAAGCCGAACAAAUGAAUAGAGUGGUACAGCACUUGCUGCGGCAUUACAUCAAGCCCAGCCAAGAUGAUUGGGAUGAGCAGUUGCCUCUCAUCGCCAGCUUGUACAACAAUGCUAUUCAUAGUAGUACCGACGUUAGUCCUAACCAGUUGCACUUGGGAUGGAAGCCUAGAUCAGCACUAGACUUCCUCCUACCUGAAAACCGACCUGCUGCAACUCCAGGCACACGUUAAUAAGGUGUGCAAUAUGAGAAGUUGUUGCGCGAGGCUGUUGAACAUAUGAAGAAAGCUCAGCAAGCCAUGAUUGCUUCUGAGAAUCAACAUCGCAGACAGUC